Molecule: messenger RNA, 2784 nt
Organism: Chara braunii
Lineage: Eukaryota; Viridiplantae; Streptophyta; Charophyceae; Charales; Characeae
Source: the annotation of a GenBank genome assembly
GGGGAACCCUAGAGACAACUGUAGGGCCCUGAACACUGCACAACACACAUCAACAGUGCGCGGAGGCGGUUGGAGAUCUUGGACUGAAGUGCAUCUUUGAUUUGAUAACGGGGUCAGGCGAAAUAGGGUUUCGGUUGUGCAUCUGGGAAAAGAGGAGGAGAGGGGGCGCAGGCUGUGAUCAGUAGCUGUGAGGUUUUUGGUUUGGCACAGAGGGUAGGUAAGAGGAGGGGCGCUGUCAUUUAUUAAGGUAGGGUCUGGCGAAGAAGGGGGGGGGCAGUCAUGGAGGGAUCAGGACCUCCUCACAAGAGGCUCAGGGUGGGGGCUUCUGGCGCUGGGGAUCCUACAGAUGAAUGUCACAAAUUCAACACUCCAGAGGGGUGUCCAUAUGGCGAUCGCUGCAGGUUUCGCCACCCGACUGCAUCAGGAGAGGAUGCCCGACAAGAUGGUGCUGGGCCGCAACCACCUGCCCCGGGAAGCAGAUCAAAGGCGUGCACAAAGUUUUUCAGCACCUCUGGCUGUCCUUACGGUGAGAAUUGUCAUUUCUUGCAUUAUGUCCCUGGCGGGAUCAGUGCAAUAGCUCAUGCUCUUGCAGCUGCUCAAAAUGGCCAAGCGUCUGGCAUUAUGGAUGCAGGAGUGAAUCUUGGUGGGUAUAAGGCGCGAUUGUGCAACAGGUAUCGCGAGCCUGGGGGUUGCCGCUUCGGUGACAAGUGCCACUUUGCUCAUGGAGAACAUGAGUUGCAGCCGGAUCCCGCAGGAGGAGGGGACUUGCAACAAGGUGGGGCUGGGCAAAUUGGUCGUGGCGGGUCUGGGUCUGCAGUCAGCGGGCAGUUUGGAGGCAUGGUGGGUGUAGGGAGGGAGAAUGGAAGAGGAGGACUUUUUCCUCCCGGCACGGGGCCAGAGAUGAGUGCAUCUAUGUCAGCUGCUGCUUCGUUCGGUCAAUCGACAACCACGAAGAUCAGCAUCGAUGCAAACCUGGUUGGGGCCAUCAUUGGGAAGGCUGGUGCCAAUGUCAAGCAAAUAUGCAAGCUGACGGGGGCGAAGGUGUCUAUACGUGACCACGAAUCUGAAACGAACCUUCGGAACGUGGAAAUGGAGGGGUCACUAGAGCAAAUUGAAAAAGCGUCAAACAUGGUGCGGCAGUUUUUGAUGCAGAGGGAUCUUACGCCUUCAAAGCCUCCAGGGCUGGGCCCCCAUAACUACAAGACAAAGAUGUGCGAAAACUACCCGGGCGGCACCUGUACCUUCGGCGAUCGGUGUCACUUUGCUCAUGGUGCCCACGAGCUGAAAGAUCCCCCACCUGAUGUGGGAGCUGGAGGUGGUAUGGUGGGCAGGUCUUUGUCGAGACCAAGAGGGAUGGUCAUCUAGGUGUACCCUUGUGCGGUAGAGGAGACGGUUACAGGCGAGGUUAGAACGGCGUUUAGUAGGGAGUUUUUAGGGGUGUAUGUUAUAGCUUGAUGCUGAUGUAGUCGGGGGGCUCGGAGUAUAGUAGGGAGUUUUUAGGGGUGUAUGUUAUAGCUUGAUGAUGAUGUAGUCGGGGGGCUCGGAGUAUGACAGCUAGCGUAGUGGAGAUGUAGGGAUCUACUCCGUUCAGCGGGCUGUUUAGUCUAGCUUCUCAUCAGACUUUGCCUGGGCAGAGGACCUUGCACGCUUGCAUUCCGACGCUGUUCCCUUUCUUGAUGCAAGCUACGUUGCUAGUUUGUGGGUGGUAAAUGGGAGGUGGUGGGGAUGGGGGUGGAUGUUCAUGCUGUAGAGCCCGAUUGCCGUGCACGAUGAAGACUAUUGUAUGGAUGGAAGCUGCCCUCAUGGUUAUGGCGGGUGUGACCAUGGCGUCGCGUGGAUGGGAGCUACUCUCCUUGUGGUUAUCGGGGGUGUGACGAUCUCGAAUGCGAUUGCAGUCACUGGAAGUAACUUCAAGUAAGGUGUCCGCUUCAUGCAGUAGCACUCGUAUGGUCUGAAUGUCGAGGCCCUGGCAUCGGUGACAGGGAUGCGAUCUGGACAGGCUGAGGAUGUGCUCGCCGCGGGAAACUGCUACUCACGGGCAGGCAAGUCGGCUUCUGGGUCUAUUGAAGUGGUAAGACGUGCCGGACAAUUGGAAUGGUAUCUGAUGUGCUGAGCUCUUCGAAGGCACCGGGUCUUGCGGCAUGUAUAUCUGGAAAUGGCAAGGUAGAUAACAUCACUGGUGGAGGAAGAGAAUCGACAACAGGAUGCACAUAACCUCCUUUGAUCGGCAAAUCGCAUAAAACUCUAAUGGACUUAAAAAUCCGAGGAGAGCGAAAUGUGUGACCGCGGAGAGGUGCGAAACUGCAAGGAAAGAGGGGAACAAAGGGAACGAGAGCAAAAUCAUUUCCUAACAGGUGAAACUUGAAACACAAUUUGGGAAUGCUUUAUCAUCAACUGGAAAUGGCAAGCUAGAAAAGGGCAGCGAAGGAGGAAGAGACGAACCGACAACAGGAUUUUUAAUCAUCUUCAAUCUGCAAAUCAUGAAGAAGAAGCAUCAACCAAGUGAAAAGCGGCGGAGUUAAAUGUUUAUCUCAUCCAGAAGUGGGAAGUUAGAGAAGAAAGGGGACGCCGUAGUGAAAACCAAAUCGGCCGUCAACGGUUUCUGACAGAAAUCAGCUUAAGCUUCGACAAGCAUGGGAGAUAGAAGAGGGGGGGUUGGAAAAGACCCCCUUUUUGAAUUUUUGAUAAAUCAAUCUGCAUCCGCGGGAGAAUUUUCAAGGUAGGAUUCUUUAACGAUUGCGAUCGUCAAGCAGCAGCAAUCUUCAAUGAACAGUGACAAGAAGC